UCCAGGUCAUUUUUUAUUUUUAAUUUUUCAUUUUCAUUUGAUUUUCUUUAAAAAAAGCGGGACCCACUAUGCUCUUUUUUAAUAGCUAUAAGGACGCGAGGGACUUUCACUUUAUUCAGCACUCGUCUGUUGUAGCUUUCCUUCUCUAAAGCCACACUGACUCAAGUUUCUGUUUUUCUUUCAUUCUCUCCUUAGCUCAAGCAAAAUCCAAGUUUGUAGAGCUUCUGAUCCAGCUACUUUUGGGCCUACAGUCUUUUUACAAAAUUUUCCGGCGAAGGUUAGCCGGAGAAUGGCAUAUAUGUUUCCGGAUAGUGGAAAUCUAAUGGCAAUCGCUCAACAAGUUAUAAAGCAAAAGCAACAGCAAGAGCAACAAGAACAGCAACUCCACCGUCAGCAGCAACAGCUCCUAGGUCUCAGUCCUUUCUCUUUAAACCCUUCGCCCAACACCCACCAUGGCGUUUCCAGCUCUCCCAAUCUCGGAUACGGGCUUUCGGGAACUGGAUUUGCCGACCCGUUUCAGGGAUAUAUUGGGGAAGGGUUUCAGUUACCUAACAUGGAGUAUCAUUCGAGUGGGUUCCGGUUCCCGGAUUUUUGUGGUGGUGUGGGUGGUAUGUUUGACUCCAACGAGUGCAUGGAUAGCUUAAUGAACGGUGGGGAUUCAACGGAUAGUUCGAAUCUGCCGUCUGGUUGUGACGCGUGGCAGAACAAUGCCGAUUUUGGUCUCUGCGGUGCCGAUCCGUUUACUGCUUGUCCGAAUCGUCUCAGCGUAGCGUGUUCUACGCCGUCUGAUUUGAACCGAGCGAUUUUCUCAACAGAGGCACAGCAAAAUCCUAGCAGUACUCUUCAAGCUCAGUCUCAACUACCUGCGUGGCCCCCAUCUCCUCCGCCUUCUCCGCCUCAAGUAACCGUUAAAAAAACCAAAACAAGCAGUCCCCCGAGCCAGACCCCACCCCAAAACGACGCCGCAGGCCUCUCAUCUGGUUCCCUCGGGACCGAGUCAGCUCCCCCGGUUUUAAAAGCUUUACUCGACUGUGCCAGAUUUGCUGAGUCGGAACCUCAACGAGCGAUUAAAUCACUGGUUAGACUCAGGGAAUCGGCAUUUGAACGCGGAGAUCCAACUGAAAGAGUGGCUUUUUACUUCACCGAAGCUCUCUAUAGCAGAGUCUCUCUUCAAGCAGAGAAAAGAUUGGCUAUGCUGGAAACGACGUUGGAGGAAUUCACUCUCUCUUACAAAGCACUAAACGACGCGUGUCCGUACUUGAAGUUCGCUCAUUUCACCGCAAAUCAAGCGAUUCUGGAAGCAACGGAGCGAGAAAGCAAGAUUCACAUAGUGGACUUUGGAAUUGCUCAAGGAGUUCAAUGGGCUGCUCUUUUACAGGCUUUAGCGACCCGGUCUGCUGGAAAACCUACCCGAAUUCGAAUCUCCGGUAUACCUGCCCCGGUUUUGGGAAAAUCUCCGGCUCUUUCUCUUUGUGCCACUGGUAACCGUCUCCGUGAUUUUGCGAAGCUUCUGGAUUUGAAUUUUGAGUUCGAACCAAUUCUGACUCCGAUUAAGGAACUUAACGGGUCGAGUUUCCGGGUUGAUGAGGACGAGGUAUUAGCUGUAAAUUUCGUGCUUCAGUUGUACAAUUUGUUAGAUGAAGCUUUGAUCACUGUGGAAACCGCUCUCUGUUUGGCUAAAUCUUUGAACCCGAAAAUCGUGACAUUGGGUGAGUACGAAGCGAGUUUAAACCGAGCCGGGUUCGAGAACCGGUUCAAGAACGCAUUGAGGUAUUACUCGGCCUUGUUCGAAUCAUUGGAACCGAACUUGCCUCGUGACUCACAGGAGAGAAUCCAAGUCGAGAGACUAUUACUCGGUCGGAAAAUCUCGGGGGUUAUCGGACCGGAGGAAGCAGAAAACCGAAGGGAACGGAUGGAAGACAAAGAGCAAUGGAAGGUUUUAAUGGAAACUGCUGGUUUUGAAACGGUUGCCCUUAGCCGUUACGCUAUAAGUCAAGCGAGAAUUCUGUUGUGGAAUUAUAAUUACAGCUCUUCGUAUUCACUGAUUGAAUCCCAACCUGGAUUUCUCUCUUUAGCUUGGAACAAUGUGCCUCUACUCACGGUCUCAUCGUGGCGUUGAUGAUUUCAGGGAUUUUUAGCAACCAUUGUUGUAAAAUUUUCUGGUAAUUUUUCUCUAGUGUGGAACGGAACAUAUUCACUUUGAGAAGACUCUUGGGGCUCAGCUCAGUGAAAACAGUGGUGAAAUUCAAGUGCAAUUGAGAAGCUUUUUAGAGUUUUCUUUCGUAUUUUACUUCUGGGUUUUCCUUUUGUUGGGGUUUUUUUUAAUAGGUCAUGACAAAAAUUGUAACAUAGGGGAAAUUAAAUUCAGGAGUACAUUUAUCUUAGGUGUCAAGUAGCUUUGUACCAUAUAAAAAUUUGAUAACUUUUUAUACGGUUUUUUUUAUUUAUUUCCUAAUUUCAUGUUAAUGUCAAUGUAGACUUGAGUUCAGUUCCAUUGCAAUAGAAUGUGAAAACUGACUUAAUGACUUGGAAGUUAAUAGUUUUCUUGUGCUUUUGGGUUGUUGAACCUGGAGUCUUGUUCUGGUCACUCCUGUCAUCAAAUUUUUUCACCUUGGCUGGCCGGCCUGCACCUUGCAGGGUGCAGUAAAAACCAUGAACAAAACUGGUAAAAAUGUCAGUGUCUUUCAGGCACUGUAAUUGGGUGUUUUAAUCGAGACUUGAGUCUUGUAUUGAACAGUGGUUUCUGUAUUUGGUGUUUGAUGACGACCAGCACAGUACUUAAUGAUUUCACUGUUUAAGGUUUUAUGUUUAAAGACUUUUAUAGCAACUGUGUUUGCGUAAAUGAUCUGGCAG
Molecule: messenger RNA, 2853 nt
Organism: Durio zibethinus
Lineage: Eukaryota; Viridiplantae; Streptophyta; Magnoliopsida; Malvales; Malvaceae
Source: RefSeq, a predicted model, not a curated record